AUCGAACACACCAACAAAUGUUCGUUGUUUGUUUUGAUUCUGUGAACUCUGCGGCGGCCAGCCAGCAGCAGCCAUGGAAGAUCCCAGUGCGACGAGUGACGCCGAAAGCGUCCUGAAUUUCACGUCGUUGCAAGCGGGCAACGAUUACGAUUCCAACUUCGAAACGGACAGCGAGGCCGACCGACGCCGAAGCGGUCGACACGAUCUCGCCGGUCCCGCCAAGCCCCGCCGCGAGCCCAAGGCUCACCGUGACGUACUCCUCACCGAGUACAGCUUGGAAGAGAAACGCCGCGAAAAGCACAAUUUCCUCGCCCUCGACGCGUACACGAGGCACAAGAAGCUCAUCAACGACUACCUCCUCUGCUACCCAGGUACUACUGCCAAGCUGCAACGGGACACUAGCCGCGAUCGCACCGAUUUCGACGUGAUACGCGAGAACCACCAGUUCCUAUGGGACGAGGCGGACGAAGACGUGACGAGUUGGGAGAAACAGCUGGCCAAGCGCUACUACGACAAGCUGUUCAAGGAGUACUGCAUUUGUGACUUGACGUACUACAAGGCGAACAAGAUCGCCAUGCGCUGGCGCACCGAGCAAGAACUCAUCGUGGGCAAAGGGCAGUUCAGCUGCGGCGAAAAGCGCUGCAAGUCCGACGCCAAGUUGAGGACCUGGGAGGUUAACUUCGGGUACUUUGAGAAGGACGAGAAGAAGAACGCUCUCGUGAAGUUGAGACUGUGCGCCGAGUGUUCCUUCAAGCUCAACUACAGGUUUCAGAGGAAAGAACUGACCAAGCCAGCCAAGCGAACGGAGAGCGGUGGCGACGAGCCCGAUCCCAAGAGGGCCAAGACCGCUGAGGAACCUUCGGAAGCGGAGAAGACAAAAGAUUCCGAGAAAAAAGACGAAGAAGAGGAGUCCGUGUGGAAGAAACCCGGUGCCGUUGAAGAAGAGAAGAGCAAGGAAGAGGAGUUUGAUCUCUACUUGUCUGACAUGUUCCUUUGAGAUUGUUUUGUUGUUGGUCUGGUAGCCUUCGGCACUGGCCGCCAGGGGGCGCGUCGAAGUUAUUUUUUUUUUUUAAUGAUUUGUGACGUUUCAACGUGUCGGAGGCUGUGGCCUAGUUAUGGAGAAAAAAAGCACUGUUACUGUACAGCUUGGAAGUUUGGUGGAAGUGUCAGUGUGGUUGUUCAGAGGGUUGCCCUCGUGAUUUCUGCAUGUGUGUCGGCUUGCACUGUACCUCUAAUCUACAACUUCAAAUUUGGGGACAUUACGUGCUGAGUUAUUGAAGGGCAUCUGGCACGCACCAGCGGAGGACAGGAUAGUUUUGGACCACCUGCUGGGGUCUUUUGACGUGCAACCGAAAUCACGGUUGCCUUCUCUGCUAUAAGCCUCCGUCAGACUCUGGGCAUAAUCUACAACUUGGCGAAGAAGCCUCGAAGGUGAAGUCCUCGGUUUUGUUGAAAUCAAUUGCUGGGCUAGUUGGUUCAACAUUGUACAUACAAUAGUGCAAGAGUACAGGAACAUAGAGUGACUGGACAAGCGCUUGUCCUGUCCCUUUUAUGUUCCUGUCCUCUUGCGGAAUUGUAUGUUAUCAGUUUUCUGUCCUGCGGAUGUUGUUUUCAUCUGGGUCAAUGCAAAACAUAUGCACAUUCAUUGUUUGCAGCUUUUUUUUUUUUUUUUUUUCAAUUUUCUUAGGACAAGAAUGGUCAUCAUUGAAGCUUUCAAGCAUUGUGCCGGUGGAGUGCUCUCAAGUUCUGAGUUUAGCUUGUCAUGUACAACUCUAGUUCUAAGAUAAACACUCUGGGUGCUGAUUCGGCAGUUGUGAAGACGACUAACCCCUAGCAGUUAUUGAAAAGCAAAACCAAACUCUGUAGGAUAGUGUGAGUGUCCCCCUUGAUUUCGAAUCGAGUAAUAUAUUUUAAUUGAAUGCAGAACAGUCUCUGAGCUUCCAGGCUUGACAAGAAUGAUGCUGUGCCAUCAUCAAUUGCCACCGUCUGUCAUCUCCGUCACACUGCAGUUGUGGAGCAUACUUGUAGGAAAUCUGCCUGUCACCACUCAUAAUUGUAACAAGUUAAAAUAUUUUAUAACUUGAGAAACUGACUAUGUAAUAAAGCUUUAUGCACAUUUUAAGAUGGUCAAACUACUGACCAAUUUUCACUUUCACAGACCUAUGUUAGCAUUUAACUUUGCCCAUGCUAUUGGCGAUUCCAAAAGACUGAAAUGUUUAGAUAAUUUUUCUUGUGCUCAAAGCCAUACUUUAAUACCGCAUUGUUGCGGGCAUAAUUUGGCAACCCUAAAUGUGUUUGUUUUUUUCCCCACAUAGUUGAGUGUUGUGUAAACAUUAGCUCCAUCAUACUGUAUGUGGUUGAGAGCUGCUUGAACAACAUAAAAACUAGUAUAUGAAAAAUUAAAAAAGCAGACUCUUUGAACACAGUUCGACUGAUGAAAUGUUAAAAGUGUACUUUCCUCAACUGCACAUGAAAUAAUGCUGUGUCCUACAAAGGGGCCAUGAAACGAUUUCUCUACUUUUGCUAAAUACUCAGAAUCACACCAUAACGCUAAUAACCGAAUAAACUUGCCUUAGUUUUUUUUUUUU
Ixodes scapularis (black-legged tick) is the source of this 2588-nucleotide messenger RNA. RefSeq names its product protein FRA10AC1 homolog. The record is from RefSeq and is a predicted model, not a curated record. Gene Ontology annotation, molecular function: phosphatase activity. NCBI's taxonomy places the organism in Eukaryota, Metazoa, Arthropoda, Arachnida, Ixodida, Ixodidae. Gene Ontology annotation, biological process: dephosphorylation. The transcript has a single exon. Bases 74 to 997 code for a protein of 307 amino acids.